Molecule: messenger RNA, 730 nt
Organism: Mus caroli (Ryukyu mouse)
Lineage: Eukaryota; Metazoa; Chordata; Mammalia; Rodentia; Muridae
Gene: Micos13
Product: mitochondrial contact site and cristae organizing system subunit 13
Biological process (GO): cristae formation
Cellular component (GO): MICOS complex; mitochondrial crista junction
Source: RefSeq, a predicted model, not a curated record
GUCUCUGUCGUGCCUCCAGACUACAUUUCCCAGGAGCCUUCGCGGCCUAGCCCUUCUUUGGUCUUCUGCCUAACUAAUACAUUUCCCAGAAAGAAUUGCGGCAGCCACGGACCUCGACCUACAGAGUCUAAGUCCAUUGCGGCUGACAGCGACCACUACAUUUCCCAGGAGUCUCAGCAGAGACACCAACCGGAAGCGGUGGGCGAAUUACUUGUCCUUGCGCGGCGAGUGAAGCGAGAGACUAACCAUGGUGGCUCGAGUGUGGUCGCUAAUGAGGUUCCUCAUUAAGGGAAGUGUGGCUGGAGGAGCAGUCUACCUUGUUUAUGACCAGGAGCUGCUGGGGCCUAGCGACAAGAGUGAGGCUGCCCUGCGGAAGGCCGAGGAGGUUGUGCCACCAGCAAUGUACCAGUUCAGCCAAUAUGUGUGCCAGCAGACGGGUCUGGAGAUGCCGCAGCUCCCAACCCCUCCAAAGAUUAAGUUUCCAAACUUCCGUGAUUCCUGGAACUCAGGCAUCAUCUCAGUCAUGUCAGCCUUGUCGGUGGCCCCCUCCAAGGCCCGAGAAUACUCCAAGGAGGGCUGGGAAUACCUCAAGGAACACAGCAAGUAAUGGAUGCCACCUGCCCCAGCAUUAUGGGAAUCAAGACCAGGAUGGUACAGAUAUCCCAGUGGGGACCUCACUCUGAGGGCAGCUUCCAGCAUUGCUGGCCCAAUAAAGGACUUGGGAAUGGUC